This is a messenger RNA of Sphenostylis stenocarpa, 486 nucleotides long. The record is from the annotation of a GenBank genome assembly. NCBI's taxonomy places the organism in Eukaryota, Viridiplantae, Streptophyta, Magnoliopsida, Fabales, Fabaceae.
AUGGAGCCAUUGAUGGAAGAUGAAGAAUACAGGUGCGUAGAACUGAAACUUUCUUCUCUGAUUCCGGUGGUGCCGGAGCCGGAGCUUGCGAGGGAAACAGGGGAAAGGAGAAGAGGAAGGGACAUAAUCAUAGCCAUCGAUCAUGGCCCCAACAGCAAACACGCUUUCGAUUGGACUCUCAUUCACUUUUCGAGGCUCGCUGAUACUAUCCAUCUCGUUCACGCCGUUUCCGAUUUGAGAAACCAAGUUGUUUAUGACUCAAGCCAGGAGCUGAUGGAUAAUUUAGCUGUUGAGGCUUUACAAAUAGCAAUGGUGAAAACAGUAGCCAGGAUUGUGGAAGGUGAUCCGGGGAAAGUAAUUUGCAAGGAAGCAGAAAGGAUCAAACCUGCAGCUGUGGUUUUGGGGACCAGAGGCAGAGGCUUGAUUCAAAGGGCUUCCCAUGUGAGUGAAAGGGCAGAGAGUGAGACAGAAGAAGAGAAACAGUGA